This is a messenger RNA of Entamoeba invadens IP1, 2889 nucleotides long. RefSeq lists its product as hypothetical. The coding region runs from base 1 to 2889 and encodes 962 amino acids. Lineage: Eukaryota; Evosea; Mastigamoebida; Endamoebidae. The record is from RefSeq and is a predicted model, not a curated record. The transcript has a single exon.
AUGAAUUUGGAGGAAUUCUAUUUGAUGAAUGUCGUGUUAUACAUUAAUACGUUUGAUUCACUCACAAAUUUUGUAUGUGUAAAUAAGAAGUGUCUAUCGGUAAUGAGUCGAAUGCAAAGAAAUUCAUUUAUUAGUGACAAAUUUCAAUUUGACAUAAUAAAAAAUCCAACACGGAAUUUAUUUUGUUAUUAUUCUCGAAUAACCAAACUUUUUCCUCGCGCGAAAACCCUAUAUCUUCCUUCAUAUUUGUGUCUCAUUCCACAACUCAUAUAUUUCAACUUUUCAUUUAUCGAAGUGAAAGAUUUUAAUGAUGAUAAACCAAUUCCCAAAACUGAAGGUUAUGAAAAUUAUACGUGUUACAAACAAGAAUGUUUUAUCACACUUGAAAACUUUAAUGAAAAAUCAUAUUUUCAUAAUAUUUCCGUUAAUGUACUUAACCGCCUUAAAACAGUGAUUAUUUAUUCAUUAGAAACAGCAGAAUUUUUCGUCAAAAAUGUUCGCUUAUUUGAGUCGUGUAAUAAAAUAACACUGUGUUUAGAUAGUAAACAAGGAGACAAUAAAAAUUUAUUGUGGAAAUUUUUAAUAAACAACAAAAAUGUGUUGUGGCAUCUCAAAAAUUUACAAAAAAUUCGAAUUUUUUUGAAAGAUUUGAAUUUCAUUGAAAUGUUACAGAAAUUUACUGAAGAAGCGCCAACACUUGAUAUUUGUAUUUAUAUACCAAGCACCAAGUGUAUACUCAACAAAGAAAAUCUCGAUAAAAUAAACACUUAUAAUAACAUAACACAACUUAUGAAAAUUGGAAAAGUCAUAUUUCGAACCAUUAAAAAUUUAAAGCAAUUUGUGAGUAAUGAAAUGCUUUUGAAAAUUCCCGUGUCUGUUAUUAAUAUGCCAACAAAUGUUGAAAUGGACGACACUUUUAUAAAUCAAUUUGUGUCGUUUUCUCAACUCUACGCUUUUGUACCCGAACACGUGGUUUUAAGCGUAAACGAUAAUACAAACAUCGACAUGUCAAAAAUUGAGUGUAAAAAGCUUGUUAUAAUCAACAACACUCAGUCGAAAAUCCAAUUGAAAAUAUCACCAGCGACACUUAUUGUAGAAUGUAACAAAGACGAUGAAAUUGCAUUAUACUCCUCAUACAAUAUAACUAUUUCUUUGCAACAAUAUUUCGAGUUGACAUUUUUGGAUGUAGUCACUGUUAUUUAUUUCUUUGUUAAUCAGAAAAAUUACAGCGAAGAUGAAAAUCCAAUUAUCGAAGUUUAUAAAGACAACGAAUUAUUUAUAAACGUUUCAAAGCAAAUAGAAAUACUGGGCUUUACAAAAAAUCCGAUAAUGGCUUCUCGUCUUUUUGAAGUCUCUCAAACCCCAGUACUUGUACCUCAAACGUUAAAUAUGAAUGAGUUAUCAGAAGUCUCUUAUUGUUCACAGAAAGACAAUAAAUACAUUCCAACACGAAAUUUACAGACUUUGUUUAAUUGUUCCACAAAUUUAACUUCACUAAAAAUUGAGAAUAUUUCUGGUGAAGAUAUUUUGAACAAGAAGUCGGUCUUUUUAGAUAAAUUUGAAUUAAAAAACCUUCAAUUAAGAAAUUGUAGAAAUUGUAUAUUUCAACUGCCAAGCACUUUAACUGGACUCUCUAUUUUUAAUACAAAUAACAGCAAUUAUUACUAUGGAAAAGAAGACAUCUUUCUCAAGUCACUAUGUUUGGCAGUGGUAUCAGAUUACCCAGAAGACCCGACCCAUUAUAAUAUACCCAAAAACGUCGUUGUUGAUUACACCGUUCAGUUUGAUGAAUUGAAAGAGUUUCCAGAUGAACGUAAUUGUAAAAAUGUGCAUCUUGGUGCUUUUAAAUACAAAGAAAUUCGCGUUGGAGUCAAUUUAAUUGAUCGAAGAACAUUUGAAAACACCAAAACGUGGAACAUAGCAUAUAAAGAAUGUUUAAAUAAUAAUAACGUUACAAACACUCUCAAAAAGCAAAAAAUGGAAGAAGAAACCGUUUUUGUUCUAGAAAAUGGCACGUUUCAAGGUAAACCAAAUUGUUUUGAAAUAAACAAUUUGGGAAGAGUUAAAGAAAUUGGUGAUUUUUGUUUUAAAAAUUGCACGUGUAAUUCUUUUGUUGAUUUGUAUUUACCUCAUGGACUGACUAAAAUAGGAUAUGGCGCCUUUGAAAAUAUCAGAGUACUGACAGCCGUUCAUCUGAAUGAAAGUAUAACAAAACUCCCUUAUAAGUGCUUUGCUGGUGAUAGUAAUUUAGAGGAGAUAACGUCUCCAUUGAAUGUAGUUGAAAUUGACGAUUACGCUUUGUCCAAGUGCAAAAAUCUAAUAAAACACCCCAAAUUAGUACAUUCAAAAAAUGUCAAAUAUGAUGAUCGGUGGACACUGAAGUUCUGUAAUAUAACAAAUGUGGAAGUGCCAGAAGACGUAGACGAACUUAAGGAUUUUUGUUUUAAAGGAUUGACAUCACUCGAGUGUAUUAAAGUGAUGAACGCAACAUGUUUGUUUGGAAAACAGUGUUUUGUGGGAUGCAGUAACAUUAAAAGUAUUUAUUUGAAAGAAAGUGUGAGGUUUGAUAAGUAUCUAGUAUUCGCUAAUUUGUCGUCACUCACUUCAAUUAAACUUCCAACUACACUUACAAAAAUUCGAAACUUUAUGUUUAAAAACUGUAUUAAAUUAAAAGAUGUUAUUAUAAAUAACGGUGUUGUCAAAAUAGGCGACUCGGCUUUUCAAAAUUGUGAAAGUCUCAAGAAUAUUGACAUCCCACAUAAUGUCACAAAAAUUGGAUUGUCGUGUUUUAAAGGAUGCACUUCUUUAUGUGAAAUUUGUUGUACAAGUUCACUACGUUUUCCACGUUCAAGUUUAUUAGGUAUACAAGCAUCAUUUAAUUUGAUUUGA